Molecule: messenger RNA, 730 nt
Organism: Daphnia pulicaria
Lineage: Eukaryota; Metazoa; Arthropoda; Branchiopoda; Diplostraca; Daphniidae
Exons: 4
Coding region: 159-578 (139 amino acids)
Source: RefSeq, a predicted model, not a curated record
UUGCCAAUUUGCCAUACUGAGAGGAAGAGAAUUUGAGAAGAACGAGAAUCGAGAAAGUCGAGGAUCGAAGUCGAUCGAAGUGUUGAACAACGAAAUCAGUAUCACAUAAGCGGUCAGCUUCCAUUUCUUUUGUUUCAAGUGACAAAGAUUUUAGAGAAAUGUCUAACAUGGAUAAAGUAAUGCAGAGUGAAGCAGCAAAGGAUUGGGUGAUGAUUCCUGGAAAGAACGACGGCGAUGAACCUCUUUAUAUUUGCAAGGCUACGGGUAAAGUCUUCGACAAGAACGGAGAAUCGGCAUCCAUUCAGUUUUCUUCAGGUGAUUCAGACUUGGAUGAAUCAGAAGUUGGCGCAAUUGGAACUUUUGGAAAAUUCUUGAAACAAUUCCACAUUCCGAACUAUAAACUUAAGCCUCAGAGCUGGACUGAAUUGGCUACUUUGUACGCAUCAAAGCAAUUACCUGAAUCAUGGGAAUCUGACUCGGAAGAUGAAACCGAAUCCGAAGGAUGUACUGAAAUGCCAAAGACAAAGCAAACUGUUGACAUGGUUUCGUCCUCCCCGUCUAAUGGUCCUUCUCUCUAGGAACAGUUGACUAUUAAAGAACAUAUCUCGUUUUCUGCAUGUUAAAUAUCACUUUGUUGUUCUCUUUUCGGAUACAGAAUGUGGACUAAUGUACGUAUCUUCCCGAAGUUCAUGGCCUCUUGUGCCGUUUAAUAAAUUCAGAUAAAAACCUA